CCGUUCCGCUCUCCCAGCACCGCGCAAUGGCGUCUCCACGGCUUGAGACCUUCUGCUGCCCCAACAGGGAUGUGGCCACUCAGCUCAUCGUCGAUUUUCAGCCGCAUUUUUUCGGAGCCGUAUGCGUGGCCAGUGGUAGCGUCGGCUUUCUGUUUUCCAUCCUGCAGAUCUUGCCUAAGCGAAGGAGCUACAGGCGCCUGGGGCAGUACCCGCUCCCUAAACCCGCCUCAUCCUCCAGGGUGCUCUUCAUCAUCAGCCUGUGUGACAUUCUCGGAUGUGCAGGAAUUAUUUUCAGGUCGUCCAUCUGGUUAGGCCUCCCUGACCUCGUCGCAAAGAUCUCUGACACCAACAACUCUGACGUCUGGCCAGAGGUAUUCUGUGUGGGUACAGCGGUGUGGAUCCAGCUGUUCUUCAGCGCAUCCUUUUGGUGGACUUUCUGCUAUGCAGUAGAUGUCUACUUAGUGGUCAAAAGAUCAGCUGGAGUCAGCACCAUCGUGUUGUAUCACAUGAUCACUUGGGGCCUUGCUGUGCUGCUGUGUGUAGAAGGUGUGGCUAUGCUCUACUAUCCCUCCAUCUCAAGCUGUGAGAAUGGCCUUCAGCAUGCCAUUCCCCAUUACGUCACCACUUACGUGCCCCUGCUGCUGGUGCUCUUUGUGAACCCAGUGCUCUUCUCCAGGACGGUGUCAGCCGUGACAUCGCUUCUAAAAAGCCGACAAGGAAUCUACACUGAGAACGAGAGACGCCUCGGGACGGAGGUUCAGAUGCGAUUUUUCAAAAUUAUGCUUGUUUUCAGUAUAUGCUGGCUGCCCAAUGUCGUCAAUGAGGGCCUGCUUUUCUACCUGGAGAUGCAGGCGGACAUUAAAGCGAGCCAUCUGAAGAACGUGAGGAAUGCUGCUCUCAUCACAUGGUUCAUCAUGGGGAUCCUCAACCCCAUGCAGGGAUUCCUCAACACUCUUGCGUUCCAUGGCUGGACCGGUUUCGACGUGGACCCAAGGCUCCGACAGGCCCAAGAAGUCCACUGGGACUCAGCCUCCACCUCAGUACCUGGACCUGGAACCUACAACUCCUUGCUGGGUUCCACUCUGCACUACCAGAGCCAUGUGCAAGAGAGCAAGAAGAAGAUGAGUGGAAAUGGACAGCAGCCAUCAGAUACUGUCAGCAUACUGUCUGAAGGUUCCGAUUCCAGUACUUUUGAAAUCCACAUUUCCAGCAAGCUGCAGGACUACGAGGGAAUAGAUGCAGAAGGAGAAUCCCUGGAGAAGUCUAUGAGGGACUAGCAGGACUAAGGAGCAGGAUUAAGUACCAGGACCCACUUUCUCUGAGUCAGUCAGCAUUUUGACUUGAACAUGCUGUAUCAUUGCCAUUCUUGUCUCUAAAAACCCAGAGUCCUCUUAUUUCUAUGUGGUAAGUUGUCUUCAUAUUAUCUACUCCUACUGAGGGGUGACAUCAUGGAAGACAAUUCACAGCAUUCAAUAACUUUACCAGCUGUCAACUAUUCUGUCCAAUUCGGGACCUCUGGCUGGGGGCAGAGGUAGAAAGGUAAACUUUGUAUCAUAAUAAUGCUUUCAAAAUAGUACACUGGCUCCUGCGCUUACAGAGUUGUAUGUUUUUGA
Molecule: messenger RNA, 1613 nt
Organism: Scleropages formosus (Asian bonytongue)
Lineage: Eukaryota; Metazoa; Chordata; Actinopteri; Osteoglossiformes; Osteoglossidae
Product: G-protein coupled receptor 143-like
Exons: 9
Coding region: 27-1277 (416 amino acids)
Biological process (GO): G protein-coupled receptor signaling pathway; regulation of calcium-mediated signaling; melanosome organization
Cellular component (GO): plasma membrane; melanosome membrane
Molecular function (GO): L-DOPA binding; L-DOPA receptor activity; L-tyrosine binding
Source: RefSeq, a predicted model, not a curated record